Molecule: messenger RNA, 1128 nt
Organism: Leptonychotes weddellii (Weddell seal)
Lineage: Eukaryota; Metazoa; Chordata; Mammalia; Carnivora; Phocidae
Source: RefSeq, a predicted model, not a curated record
AUGACAUUGCCCUGCCAGUUCCCGCAGCAGAGGCCCUACAAUGUCGGACAAGUGGUGAAUAUCAAGGCCAAGGUGAACCGGGCCUUCAACUCCAGCAUGGAGGUGGGCAUCCAGGUGGCCUCUGAGGACCUGUGCUCUGAGAAGCAGUGGAGUGUGUGCAAGGCCUUGGCCACCUUUGUGGCCUACCGGGAGCUCUCCAAGGUGAAGCUGAAGCAGACCACGCCACGGACGGAGGAGGAGAAGACGGAGCACAGCGUGGCAGCUGAGCGCCGGCGCAUGCGGUUGCUCUACGCGGACACCAUCAAGGACCUCCUGGCCAACUGCGCCAUUCAGGAUGAUCUGGAAAGCAGGGACUGCAGCUGCAUGGUGCCGGCCGAGAAGACCCGUGUGGAGAGCGUGGAGCUGGUCCUGCCUCCUCAUGCCAAUCACCAAGGCAAUACCUUUGGGGGUCAGAUCAUGGCCUGGAUGGAGAACGUGGCCACCAUCGCAGCCAGCCGCCUGUGCCGCGCCCACCCUACGCUGAAGGCCAUUGAGAUGUUCCACUUCCGGGGCCCCUCCCAGGUCGGGGACCGCCUAGUGCUCAAGGCCAUCGUGAACAACGCCUUCAAACAUAGCAUGGAGGUGGGCGUGUGCGUGGAGGCUUACCGCCAGGAGGCUGAGACCCAUCGGCGGCACAUCAACAGUGCCUUCAUGACCUUCGUGGUCCUGGGCGCGGAUGAGCAGCCUCGGACACUGCCCUGGAUUCGGCCCCAGCCUGGGGAUGGCGAGCGGCGCUACCGAGAGGCUAGUGCCAGGAAGAAGAUCCGACUGGACAGGAAGUACAUCGUGUCCUGUAAACAGGCAGAAAUGCCCCUCUCUGUCCCCUGGGACCCUAGCAACCAGGUGUACCUGAGCUACAACAAUGUCUCCUCCCUGAAGAUGCUCGUGGCCAAGGACAACUGGGUGCUGUCUUCGGAGGUCAACCAGGUCCGCCUGUACACUCUGGAGGAAGACAAGUUCCUCUCCUUCCACAUGGAGAUGUCAGUGCACGUGGACACCACCCAGGCCUUCCUGCUGCUCUCGGACCUGCUUCGGAGGCCCGAGUGGGACAAGCACUACCGGUCAUGAUCUCAGGGUCCUGGGAUCGAG